Messenger RNA from Mycena citricolor, 1346 nucleotides. The record is from the annotation of a GenBank genome assembly. Lineage: Eukaryota; Fungi; Basidiomycota; Agaricomycetes; Agaricales; Mycenaceae.
CUUGGAAUGAGACCUCCGUGAAGAGGGCGGGGCACUUUGAACCUGCUGGCCUAUUGGCUGGUUUUACAUCAGGGAUAACCAAGGUCUUGGUUGGACAUGCUUUCGAUACCGUGAAGACUCGAGUGCAACUUAUACCUGACAAUAACGGCAUUAUUGACGUGUUCAAGAGCACGAUCCGGAGAGAGGGUGUAUUUGGGCUGUACAAAGGGGCGGCUUCGCCUGCUGUCGGAUGGGCGGCAAUCGACAGGUAGCUCACCAGCAAUUCCUUCAGAUCUGACGCCGGGUCUUCUCAACAUUGCCUUUCGAUAGUGUCCGUUCUUCUGGUGACCCUUCCUCGUCGGGCGCUGAUAGCAACCUAGGUGCUACUGGGCUCGCUCCACAAUUAUCGGCUGUUCUUGUUCCACAAAGGGAUGACUGAAGAGACGCCUACUGGGCCUCGGCUUACCCUCUUUUCGCACGCGGUAGCAGGUCUGUUUGCUGGGUUGACCAGUGCGCCGUUAGCGACGCCGAUCGAGCAUCUGAAAGGUGACCGAAUCUACGUUCUGGACCUUCUCUGGGCCUGAUAUCUCGCAGUCAAACUCCAGCUUCAAUUACAGAGAUCACUAGCGGAGCGCGAGUUCAAAGGGCCCAUCGACUGUGCCAGACAGAUCGUCCGAGCUCACGGUGUGCUCGGACUAUGGAGUAAGCACGAGCGGCCCGGUCGGGCGAGCUGCUGCUGAUGCUCUCGCAAGCGGGUUUCACGGGAGGAUUGUUGUUUCGAGCCAAUUUCCUGCACAUGUUUCUGGGCUUCGAAGUACGUGAUCUGUCUGGUCUUCGACGCGCUCGACGGUUGACUCGAGCGGGGGCCCCAGGUUUGCAUGCGCGGUCUGUCCUAUCUCCGUGGGACGCCCUAUGAGCUGAAUUUGGGUGUUUCCAACCUCAUCUCGGGAGGGGUGGCUUCGUUGUAUUUUUGGGCUGCGGCCAUCCCUUUCGACCGGAUAAAAAAUCAGAUGAUGUCGCACUCGAACUCUGAUUACCGCCGGCCCUCUUUCAUCUCGGUUGCACACCAAAUCCACCGUGAAGAAGGCUUGCGGGGUUUCUAUCGGGGCUUGACCCCGUGUUUCAUCCGUGCCUUUCCCUCGAAUGCGUGUGCAUUCUUUGUCUACGAAGGCAUCCUCCGAUGGCUGGCGACUGAAAAAACGCGCGGUUGAUGUCAUCGACUACUCGAUAUAGCAAAUCAUUUCCCCGAUAUAGAAAUUGCAUUACCAUAUGUUACGUGUAUAAAUAGUUAAAUAGGAUUUCCUCACUCAUUAAGAGUAGCAUCUUGAAAACGUGCUCGGAGGCAGACAGGAUGGCCAAUUCCCGCU